Molecule: messenger RNA, 936 nt
Organism: Chelonoidis abingdonii (Abingdon island giant tortoise)
Lineage: Eukaryota; Metazoa; Chordata; Testudines; Testudinidae
Gene: HMX3
Product: H6 family homeobox 3
Biological process (GO): regulation of transcription by RNA polymerase II
Cellular component (GO): nucleus
Molecular function (GO): DNA-binding transcription factor activity, RNA polymerase II-specific; RNA polymerase II transcription regulatory region sequence-specific DNA binding
Source: RefSeq, a predicted model, not a curated record
AUGCCGGAGACAGGACAGGAGCCCCCGAGCAGCCAGGCGCCGCAGCCACCACCCAAAGAGUCGCCUUUUUCCAUCAAGAACCUGCUCAACGGCGACCACCACAAGGCGCCUCCCAAGCAGCCCCGAGCGCUCUUCGCCCCGGCCGCCAAGGGGGCUCUGGAUGGAGCUGGCUUUGCCCUCUCCCAGGUGGGCGAUCUCGCUUUCCCUCGCUUUGAGAUCCCGGCGCAGAGGUUUUCCCUGCAAGCGCACUACUUAGAGCGGUCCCCAGCCUCCUGGUGGUACCCGUACACCUUGACCGCCGCGGGAGGCCAUCUGCCCAGGCCAGAAGCUGCAGAUAAAUCUCUCCUGCGAGACUCCUCCCCGGCCUCGGGCACGGACAGAGACUCUCCGGAGUCCCUGCUCAAGGCUGAGUCGGACCACAAGGAGCUUGACUCAAAAAGCCCCGACGAGAUCAUUCUGGAGGAGAGUGACUCGGAGGAGGUGAAGAAGGAGGAGAACGGGGAGGACUGGAAAGCCAGGGAAGACAGCCCGGAGAAGAAGCCCUGCCGAAAAAAGAAGACCCGCACUGUCUUCUCCCGGAGCCAGGUGUUCCAGCUGGAGUCCACCUUUGACAUGAAGAGGUACCUGAGCAGCUCGGAGCGGGCAGGCUUGGCAGCAUCUCUGCACCUGACAGAGACCCAGGUCAAGAUCUGGUUUCAGAACAGAAGAAACAAGUGGAAAAGGCAGCUGGCCGCUGAGCUGGAGGCUGCCAAUCUCAGCCACGCGGCCGCCCAGAGAAUAGUGCGGGUGCCUAUCCUCUACCAUGAGAACUCCACCGCCGAGAACGGCAGCUCGCCUGCCAACGUGCCGGUCAGCCAGCCCCUCUUAACAUUCCCUCACCCCGUCUACUACUCCCACCCUGUAGUCACAUCAGUGCCACUCCUGCGACCCGUCUGA